Messenger RNA from Xenopus tropicalis (tropical clawed frog), 4415 nucleotides. The record is from RefSeq and is a predicted model, not a curated record. Lineage: Eukaryota; Metazoa; Chordata; Amphibia; Anura; Pipidae.
GUUUGGUGGCGGGAGUUGGGAGAGGGUGGGGAGAGCUGUGUGCGUCACUCCUGGGCUGUGAAAACAUCUGCGCCGGCGUCCAGCAGCAGGACAGGGAGGACAAGCCGGAGUGUGGGAAGAGGAAGGCAACUGCGCAGCCACAGCAUCAUCCCGCUAUUCCCCUGGCACAGGAAAGCCGGGCAUGACUGCACUGACACUGCUGCUCGGAGCACGACCAGCCUGGAUCAGGAAACAUGAUUCCAGUGACGGAGUUCCGACAGUUUUCCGAGCAGCAGCCAGCAUUCCGUGUUCUCAAGCCAUGGUGGGACGUGUUCACGGACUAUCUGUCUGUGGCAAUGCUGAUGAUCGGAGUCUUUGGUUGCACAUUACAGGUCAUGCAAGGCAAGAUAAUAUGCCUGCCAAGAGUGCAGCCCAUUCACAACAUUUCAGUCUACAAUGUUUCAAAUUCUAAUCUGCCACUUAAUACACCAAAGCCAAUAACACCUGGGACAGUGGAGAUGAAGGGGCUGAAAACAGACUUGGACCUUCAGCAGUACAGUUUUAUUAACCAGAUGUGUUACGAGCGUGCUCUGCAUUGGUACGCCAAGUACUUUCCCUACCUUGUUCUGAUUCAUACUUUAAUUUUCAUGUUGUGUAGCAACUUUUGGUUUAAAUUUCCUGGCUCAAGUUCGAAAAUUGAGCAUUUUAUAUCAAUCUUGGGGAAAUGUUUUGAUUCUCCUUGGACAACCAGAGCCUUGUGCAAAGUAUCUGGAGAGGAGCCAGAAGAGAAGGAUAACAGAAAGAAUAAUCUGAAUAAGUCUAACAUGAACCUGUCACCACUGGAGAGUCCCUUGGUGAAGACCCAGUCUCUGAAGUCAAUACCUGAGAAGUUUAUUGUGGAUAAAGCUGCUGCAGGUGCUCUGGAUAAAAAGGAAGGAGAGCAAGCAAAAGCCUUGUUUGAGAAGGUGAAAAAGUUUCGCAUUCAUGUUGAAGAAGGAGAUCUCCUUUAUGUCAUGUAUGUCCGCCAAACCAUUCUUAAAGUUCUGAAAUUUCUAUUUAUCAUUGGAUACAAUAGUGCUCUUGUGUCAGAAGUACGGUUUACUGUAGAGUGUAAUGUUGACAUACAGGACAUGACAGGAUAUAAUCAUUUCUCUUGCAAUCAUACAAUGGCUCAUCUGUUCUCUAAGCUUUCCUUUUGUUACCUCUGCUUUGUGGGUGUUUAUGGCCUCACUUGCCUUUAUACUCUGUAUUGGCUAUUCUAUCGCUCUUUAAAGGAAUAUUCAUUUGAAUAUGUUCGUUUGGAGACUGGCAUCAAUGAUAUCCCAGAUGUGAAAAAUGAUUUUGCCUUCAUGUUCCACAUGAUAGAUCAGUAUGACCCUUUGUAUUCUAAACGCUUUGCUGUGUUCCUCUCUGAAGCUAGCGAAAACAAGCUGAAGCAACUCAACUUAAACAAUGAGUGGACAGCAGAAAAGCUGAGGCAAAGACUUCAGACCAAUGCAUCCAACCGGCUGGAGUUACAGUUGUUUAUGCUCUCUGGCCUUCCAGACACUAUAUUUGAGAUAACAGAGCUACAGUCCUUAAAGCUGGAAAUUAUAAAUAAUGUUAUGAUUCCAGCAACUAUUGCUCAGCUGGACAAUCUGCAAGAGCUAUCAUUGUGUCAGUGUUCUGUAAAGAUUCACAGUGCAGCACUGGCAUUCCUAAAGGAGAAUCUAAAGAUUCUGAGAGUUAAGUUUGAUGAUGUUCGAGAGCUUCCACCUUGGAUGUAUGGGUUACGAAACCUGGAGGAAUUAUAUCUGAUUGGAUCUUUAAGCCCUGAUGUAUCAAAAAACAUCACACUUGACUCAUUCCGUGAACUGAAGAGCCUUAAACACUUAUUUAUAAAGAGUAAUUUAUCCAAAAUCCCUCAAGGUGCUGUUGAUGUUUCUGGCCAUCUUCAGAAACUCUGCAUUCAUAAUGAUGGAACCAAGCUGGUCAUGCUGAACAACUUGAAAAAGAUGGUCAACCUGACAGAGUUGGACCUCAUACACUGUGACUUGGAUCACAUACAUCACUCGAUUUUCAGUUUGUUAGCACUGGAAGAACUGAAUUUAAAGGAAAAUAAUCUCAAGUCUAUUCAAGAAAUAGUUAGUUUUCAAUACCUGCGCAAACUUACAAUCUUAAAAUUGUGGUACAACAGCAUUACACAUAUUCCAGUUGAAAUCAAAAAACUCACCAGCUUGGAGAGGCUUUACUUUAGCCACAAUAAAAUAGAGGUUCUCCCAUCUCAGCUCUUCCUAUGCCACAAACUCAGAUACUUAGAUUUGUCAUACAACGACAUAAGAUUUAUUCCACCAGAAAUUGGAGUAAUGCAGUCUUUACAGUAUUUUUCAAUUUCUUGCAACAAAGUGGAGAGCGUUCCUGAUGAACUGUACUUCUGCAAGAAGCUGAUAACAUUAAAAAUUGGGAAAAAUAACUUAUGCUCUCUCUCACCAAAAAUUGGCAAUUUGGUAUUAUUGUCUUAUUUGGAUAUAAAAGGCAAUCACUUUGAAACCCUACCACCAGAACUUGGCGACUGCAGAGCCCUGAAAAAGAAUGGCCUUAUUGUAGAGGACACCCUGUUUGAAACAUUGCCAUUUGAUAUAAGGGAACAAAUGAAAUCUGAGUAAUUGAGCAAUUUCUAGUCAUUACUGGGCAUUAUUUAAAUGUAUGUAAAUGCUAUUGUAAAUAUUGUUGGUACAUAGGUGGGCAGCAUUUGGUAUUUGAAGGGUUAAAAUUCAAGGAAAGGAUUUAGUCUUAUAAAUUAUUCAGUUCAAAGGCCAGUAACACUAGUAAUAUAUAAUUUACAUAUAAUCACUUAUGGAGUUCAGGUAAAGGUGUUGUACUGUGAUAUGAAAUAUAACAAUAGUGCAGCAUUCUUUCCCAGAAUUCUAAUGUAAGUGUACCCACCACAACCAGUGGAAAAUUCUGUGCCACUUUCUUGAGGAGCAAAAAGUAGUGACGGUAAGUAACACAUGCUGGUGCAACUUUUACAGCAGAGGUGGUACAUGGCAUAUACAUACAUGCUCUUCCCACUUAUAGGCACAACAUGCAGUGGGAGCCUGGUACUUGUAAUCAGGGCCCAAACUAGGGGCAAACAGAAGAGGCCUAGGGCAUAAGGGUGAGGUGGGCACUAGGCAAGUACCUCUUCUUUCUGCCUUCCCUUGGUCUGGGCCCUCGUGCCCUACCACCUGCUCCUUACCUAUCCCCCCAACCCACACAGCUUUACCGCACAUGGGGGGGGCAUGGUGACUGACCAGGUAGCCUAGGGUGCCUAAACUGCAGGACUUUCUUGUGCCUUAUGCAACAAAGUAGACAAAAUUGGAACAUGGUGCUUGUAUAAAUGACCACAGUAGGCACCAGCACAUUGGUACAAGUUUUGUGACUAUCGAUCAUAAAUGAUCUCUGUAGUCUGCAAUCUGAAAUGUACUGCAUUAUUUCAAUGCAUUUUUAAACAUUCAAGCUCAAUUAAUAAUGUGUAUUGGCUAAAGCUCUUGACAGUUUUAGUUAUGUCAUUAACAUAACAUUAGUUACUGAAAUGGGGUUUAGGAUUGUUGAGUGAAAACUUUUAAAAUCACUAUACAAAUUGAUCCAGACAAAUCUAAUCAAUCCCUCAGAAGGCCAGUUUGAGGGUUGGGGUGGGGUAUUUAUUACUAACCCCAAAAUGGUAAUCAGAUUGACCCCUUUACCAGAUAUAUAUACUUUUUUAAAUAAAAAGUACAUAACAGACAGGAUUGUAACAGACAAAUGCCUGCAAUGAGGGAGAAAAUAUCAUGGUGCAAUACAAAUUAGAUUUCAAAAACUACAUUUUAUAAGUAUUGCAAAUAAAACAACAUUAAUUUUGCCGAUGCUCUACCUAGGGUUGUCUUCUGGCCAAUAUGUACCAAUAAAACUGAUGCUGCAAAGUUGAUAAAAUGUAAACCAUUGUUUUGCAUUUUGGUUCUCUGGUCCUGAAUUUCUGCAGGUCCCUGUUCUCUGUUUUAAAGCGCAGUGACCUGCGGCUGCCCCAUGCUAGGGGGUGGUAGAGGACAUAGGCUACAGAACAGGGUAGCACCCCUUUUUGCUGAACCUGUGUUCACCACCUUGUGCUCGAUUGUGCCACAUGGCUUGGAAUAUCUAAUAAACAUUUACAGUACAUUACAAAUAUAUUAUUCAGUAACUUGGAAAAGCUUAUUUAGAACAGCACUAUUGAGUUUGUUGAGUUGUGGUGUAAGACAAAAUGUAAUAUUGUUGUGUUCUCCUGGUUGCAAGGACCCACAUGGCUGCUGAACUUCUAUAAACAAUUUAUAAUAUUCAUUAUUUGAUAUCUGCGAAGAACUAAUUUAGAACUGCACUGUAUAAGAACUGAAUAGUAUGCUUCUUAUUACUAAUCCUGUGCCUUUUCUCUUUUACAUCAAUAAAAUUUGAGGACUAGUUUUAUA